AUGAUCCUCUUAGAGCGUGGGGAAGGAGAAACCAUGCAAGAACUGCUAUCGCGAGGGGAGCUAGCAGACGAACCAGUUCGUCUCGCCGUUCUCAAGCAGCUUCUGGAAGCUGUCACCAAGUUCGAUAGGUAUUCAAAGAUUCGUAGCAUAAGCAACGGCGCUAUGUUUCCUCCGGGGAAUAUUUUUGUCAACAGCAAGAACGAGAGUAUGAAGUUAAUCAGUUUUAAGGAUGUCGAGUUAUUGGGCUACUUCGAGGGAUUUUAA
Podospora bellae-mahoneyi is the source of this 264-nucleotide messenger RNA. RefSeq lists its product as uncharacterized. The transcript has a single exon. The record is from RefSeq and is a predicted model, not a curated record. NCBI's taxonomy places the organism in Eukaryota, Fungi, Ascomycota, Sordariomycetes, Sordariales, Podosporaceae. The coding region runs from base 1 to 264 and encodes 87 amino acids.